ACCUCCUCUCGCCGCCAAUCACCGUUAAAAACCCCUAUGGAUGUCGUAGAUGAUUGGGGACGAAAAGCCUUCGUCUCAUCUCCCGGAGAAUAUUCAGUUACUCCUUUCUUCUCGAACCCAUCAGAUUCGCAGCUACUCUUCUCUUCUCCCUCACUCUCUCCUCCGAUUCUCUCUCGCAUCCCUCACCUAUCUCACGCUCGGUUUCUCGCCGUCUCCGGCGUACCUCCGUCGGAUUCUUCUGCAAUCGAGGCCUCAUUCCGUAUCCCCCAUCCUAACGAUGAUGCCGAGAGGGUUCUCUCCUAUAAUCGCCUCCAGCUUCUACGUUGCCCCGUUAAAAAUUGCGUCUUGGUGUUUUUCCCCACAGGGUCUAACCUCGAUCAAAUUGGGUUCGUUCUGCUUUCCACCGGAGAUUCGGGUGCUAUCCGGGUCAUGGGUACGGACGAAGGUUACGUCUUUGUGGCGAAAGAGCGGUUCUUUUCGAGAAUUUUGAAGAUAUUUGUGCAGCCGAUUAGUAAUUUGGGAGCAUCUUCGAUGGAAUUUGGAUACGUAAUGGUUUAUACACUGUAUUCGAUUCAUUGGUUCUCUGUCAAGUACGAUGAAUCUCUAGGCAGACCGGUUUUGAGUUACCUCGGACAAAAGCAGUUUAAGCGUUGUUCGAUCGCGAGCGCUUCCUGGAGCCCUCAUUUUCCUGGAGAGUGUUUAGUCUUGUUAGAAAACGGGGAGGUCUUUGUGUUUGAUCUGAACCAGAGACAUCUUGGUAGAUUCAGAGGUUGCAAGAUGAAAGUUUCUUGGGAGGGUCAAGGUAAAUCAGUUAAUCGUAAUUGGCUAGGAUGUGAAUUUGGUUGGAGAUUUGGGAUUUUUAUCGUUGCUCGAUCCGAUUCAGUCUUUGUUAUCACUAGAAGCUCUGGAAAUUGUAGUGUGAGAUCUUUGUUGGAAAUUGGGAGUCUGAACAUUGCUGAAACAGAAGAGUUUGUUGCGUUUGCCAAGGCUGGUAGUGACUGUUUUCGGUUUAUUCUUGCUUCUCGAAGCUAUCUAUUUCUUUGUGAUCAGAGGUCAGAAGUGCCUUUGUUGAAAUGGCAGCAUGAUGUUGAGAAGCCUUGCUUUAUGGAUGUUUAUAGCUUGUCCGAUCUCGGGUUUGAGACCCAUGACUUAAAUACUUCCUGUGUUAUAGUAGGGUCAUUUUGGAAUGCGCAAUCUCAAAUGUUCUGUUAUGGACCUUCUCCUUCUGUUACCAAGGAUCCUUCUUCCUUGUAUGUAUGGGAGCUUCCACACAAUCUGCUCUUACCAGCCGGAAAAUGUCUCUGCGGAGAUUGUGGAAUUAAAGAAGUGAUAAUGAAGGAGUCUCUUCCCGCGUGGAUUGAUUGGCAGAAAAAGAGGGUUCUUGUUCUUGGCUUUGGCGUUUUAAACAAGCACCUUCCACUUGGGUCAUUAGAUCAAGCUUCUGGGUUUACUUUGAUUCGGUUAACAUCCUCAGGGAAGCUUGAAGCAGUCAACUUCUGUGCUUCUCUUGAUCAUUUAGAUAACUUGGAAGUAAUAGCUCAAGUAGAUUCGGCCUGCAAAUCUGAUGAGGUGAACUUAUUGUACUUCCCUGAUGAUGACAAAUACAAAUUUCCGAGACGGUUCAAAUAUCUGGAACUCGAUUAUCUCUCUGCUCACACAAAAGGGAUUCUUGCCGGGUUGUUAGACUCGAGGUUGAGUAAAAAAGCAUCAGGUUCAGAGAAGAGUGAUCCUUUUAACUUAAACUUCCACGAGGACUUAUGCGAAAAGUUGAAGAUUUGCGGAUUUGGUCUAGACAGAUGUUCCUCUUCUAUUACUGCAGUAUUCGAGAGUAUCAAUUCACAAACAAGCGUUUUCGACAUUGCAUUGAAAGAAACCUGGUCAAGGUUACCUAUGGAGCUUUUGAUGCUUGCGUUCUCAAGCUACUCUGAGGUUGAGGGUGUUCUGAUAGACAAGAAGAAACCGUCUCUCGAGUUCUUAGUUGUUCCGAAAUUCCCACAGUUACCACCUUUCUUCUUAAGGAAACCUUCUAGCCGGAGUAGCAAAUGGUCAAAGAAGGAGCAACCCGGUGUUGAGCUCAUUGGUCCUGUUCUUCCACUUCCAGUCCUCCUCACAUUACAAAAAUUCGAUAGCGGUUGUCCGGAUUCAGAAGAAGAGUACUCACCGGAUGUGGAGUUCUCUGACCGGUGCAACCAAAUCUCCAAAGCAGCCCGCGAGAUGGCAAACUCAGGUGUAGACGAGACAAUCAUUUCACUUGGCGAUGACAUGUUGGUCGACGAGUAUUCACAGAAGGAGAAGAAGCGGUUCAUUGCAUAUUCUCCGAUCACAAAGACAGCUGAUUCAGACAGGGAACAUCAGGAACUCACUACGUUUAUCUCCAAAGUGCGUCAUUGUAAAGACAAUGAUGAUCAUGGUGGUGGAGGAAGAGUAGGGCUUGAGGUGUUGGAUGAUAUGUCUCCGGUCGAGAUUUGCUUCGAAGAACGGAAUGUGAAUUUCGAUACAAAAGCUUUGUUUACGUUCAAGACGCUUCUAUCCGAAUGGCAAGAUCGAUCUUCUUCAUAUCAAAACUUCCUUUCUCAGUACCAUCUCCAAGAAUGAGUAAUAUCACCUUGUAACCUGUACACAGAAUUUUCACGGCUUCGUUAUUGUCUUCACCGACCAAUUUUGUAUGAUAUUUUUGAGGAUUAGGAAUU
Eutrema salsugineum is the source of this 2690-nucleotide messenger RNA. RefSeq lists its product as uncharacterized. Gene Ontology annotation, cellular component: fibrillar center. Lineage: Eukaryota; Viridiplantae; Streptophyta; Magnoliopsida; Brassicales; Brassicaceae. The record is from RefSeq and is a predicted model, not a curated record. Gene Ontology annotation, biological process: transcription by RNA polymerase I. Gene Ontology annotation, molecular function: RNA polymerase I core promoter sequence-specific DNA binding. The transcript has a single exon. The annotation marks the transcript as partial.